AUGUCAGAACUAUCGCAAGAGAAGAAAGCGUCUUUGUUAGAGGCCGAGCGAGCUCAUGGCGCGAGCACAACGGGCCAAAAGGAAGACAAUGAGCUAGCCGCACUUGGAUACAAGCCUGAGCUUCAUCGUAAUCGCUCACUUUACACCAUAUUGUUUCAGGCGCUUGCUAUUACGGCUGUACCAUUCGGUGAAGGCACUGCCUUGACCAGCGCCAUCUACGGAGGUGGGCAACUAGCAUACUUUGUCGGAUGGAUUGUUGUUGCUCUACUGGAUGAAUGCGUAGCAGUAUCUCUCAGUGAGCUUGCGUCAAAAUUUCCAACAUCUUCUGGGCCCUCUUACUGGUCGUUCCAAUUGCUUCCCGAAGGUCGUUCUCGGGUCAUAUUCUCCUUCAUCACCGGCUGGGUUUGGCUAAUAGGAAAUAUUACCAUCUGUCUCAGCGUCAAUUUUGGCACAGCGUCACUCAUAGCUGGAACCGCCACCAUUUAUCACCCUGAUUGGGUAGCGUCCGACUGGCAGCUGCUUCUCAUCUUUUUUGCCGUCUGCAUAGGGACAUUCCUUGUCUGCGCAUUUGGAAACCGAAUCCUCCCAUACGUAGACACGGUUGCGUCGGUUUGGAACGGUCUGACUAUUCUGAUUGUCUGUGUCGCCUUAUCAGCAACCGCCAAAGUCGGACGGCAUAGCGUGGCCGAUGCUCUUGCCCACUAUGACAAGAGUUUCUCGGGUUGGGGCAAUUUCACCUUUUUUAUCGGAUUACUGCCAACGGCUUACACGUUUGCGGCAAUUGGGAUGAUCACGUCCAUGGCGGAAGAAGUGGCCGACCCUGCGAGAGACGUCCCCAAGGCGCUGAGUUUAGUGGUACCAAUAUCUGCCGUCGCGGGUCUGUUCUUCAUCCUGCCAAUAUGCUUCACGAUGCCACCUCUCGAGGACAUUCUGAAUGCACCGCAAGCACAAGCAAUGCCAUACGUUUUCCACGUUGUCAUGGGCACCGCUGGUGGAGGCCUAGCCCUCAUGUUCUUCUUACUGGGGGUGGCAGUGUUCUGCUGCAUCAGUAUCACGACCGCCGCCUCAAGAACCCUCUGGGCCUUUGCGCGCGACCAGGCCAUUCCAUUUUCAAGCAUAUGGUCCAAGCUGAUUGGUGAUCAAGUGCCCAUCACAGCUUUGGCGCUUCUGACCGUUGUUCAAAUGCUGCUCGGCCUCGUCAAUCUUGGAAGCACAAGCGCCUUCACAGCGUUUGCUUCAUGCGGAGUGAUUGCGCUUGCUGCUGCGUACGCCAUCGUAAUUGCGAUUUCUCUGUUCACUGGGCGAAAGGCUGUGUCAACAGCUAGAUGGCGAUGUCCAAGCCUUGUUGGAUACUUUGUCAAUAUCAUGUCUAUUGCCUGGGUUGCCUUUCAGUUGGUACUCUUCAGCAUGCCCGCAGCCUUGCCAGUGACUGUGGCGUCCAUGAAUUACGCCUCGGUGGUGCUGGUUGGGUUUAUGUUUAUAUCAUUUGUAUACUAUGUCGUUUACGGCCGAAAGGUUUACAAUGGAACUCCAGAAAGCGACGGAUUGUAA
Pochonia chlamydosporia 170 is the source of this 1551-nucleotide messenger RNA. Its product is annotated as amino acid permease. Gene Ontology annotation, biological process: transmembrane transport. Gene Ontology annotation, cellular component: membrane. Gene Ontology annotation, molecular function: transmembrane transporter activity. Bases 1 to 1551 code for a protein of 516 amino acids. The record is from RefSeq and is a predicted model, not a curated record. The transcript is spliced from 4 exons. NCBI's taxonomy places the organism in Eukaryota, Fungi, Ascomycota, Sordariomycetes, Hypocreales, Clavicipitaceae.